Molecule: messenger RNA, 4522 nt
Organism: Haplochromis burtoni (Burton's mouthbrooder)
Lineage: Eukaryota; Metazoa; Chordata; Actinopteri; Cichliformes; Cichlidae
Gene: aasdhppt
Product: aminoadipate-semialdehyde dehydrogenase-phosphopantetheinyl transferase
Exons: 7
Coding region: 201-1100 (299 amino acids)
Cellular component (GO): cytosol
Molecular function (GO): magnesium ion binding; holo-[acyl-carrier-protein] synthase activity
Source: RefSeq, a predicted model, not a curated record
UCAGGCCGGGCUCUUCCGGGCAUGUGCACCGCUGUCAACUCCGAAAUGUAAACAGGAAAGUCUGUUGGGCGAAAAUCCGCACGUCUCUGAACAUUACAUUCGAAGACGCCGCGCUGACUUUAGCUCGUUAGCAGCUCGUAAGCAGCCCGAAGUUGCGGUGGAGGAGCCCGGAUGUCAGAGGUGGAGCAGGGGGCGAGGAGAUGGGUUCCGUCCGGUGGGCUUUCCGCUGCGGAUCGUGGACGCCGGGCAGGUCAGACUGGCUGUUCGCUGCUCGCUGCAUCCAGCGGGAGGAGAAAGAUCGGAUCGGGCAGUUUGUGUUCGCCAAGGAUGCAAAGUCAGCUAUGGCUGGACGGUUGUUGCUAAGGAGGCUUGUGUGUGAGAAGAUGGGGAUCCCAUGGUCAGAGAUCAGACUGGAGCGAUCUCCCAGAGGCAAACCUUACCUGGCAACACCUGGCAAGGUCAGUUCAGAGUCAGAUCUGGCCUGGAGUUUCAAUCUCUCCCACCAAGGGGACUACGCAGUGCUUGCUGCAGAGCAGGGGAGGCAGGUCGGGGUGGAUAUCAUGAAGACCGCCAUGCCAGGUUGCAGCUCUGUGCUGGAGUUUUUCCGCAUUAUGACUCGUCAGUUUACAGCGCACGAGUGGAGCGCCAUCCAAUCAGCCGGCUCGGAGCACCAGCAACUCGCCGCGUUCUACCGCCACUGGGCCCUGAAGGAGAGCUUCAUCAAAGCCAUCGGCACCGGUCUGGGCUUCAACCUGCAGAGGGUGGAGUUUCACCUGCCGUCUGAGCCGCUCACACAGGACCAGGUACUGCACCAGACCAAGAUGCAUCUAGAUGAGGAAGAAGAAGAGGACUGGGUGUUCGAAGAGAGUUUACUGGAUGCUGAUCAUCAUGUUGCUGUAGCACUCGGACCAGCAGACAACACAUGCCCUGCACCUCGUCCGCCUUCUCUUCUUCCGCCCACCACAUUUACCGUGCUGUCGUUCAGAGAGCUCAUCGACUCAGCCUCACCUCUAACAGACGAAGACCCCACCUACUGGGAUAGCUUCAAGAUGAAGGCUGAAGCUCCGCAGAGACAGAAGGAUACACACACGUCCACAUAGCCGCCCGUCUGAAGCCGACACUCAGCUGCCAUACAAACGCACACCUUUCAGAAGUGCCAAAGAAGAAAAACACUGACACUGAAGUCGUUUUGGUAUUCAACCCGAAUCCAGUCACGUCCUGUCAAGUUUAUUUGCCAAGCCAGAAUUUACAGGCUUGUCUCAAAGGACCUAAGAACUUAGACAGUAUCUGACACCAUCUAUCUUUAGAUUCUCAGUUCUGAUAAGUAUAAAAAAAGACAGGGGAUUCAACAAAAAUCACCAAACCAAUACACAGACACACAAUAUAUCCAACAUGUCAUUUUGUUUUCUUUCUACACACUGAAUCAGAUUUAAGUCUCAUGAAACUAGAAACUGAUUGGCAACCACCAGGCAACAUCUGGUCACAUGACUGGUUGGUGAGAGGUUUCUGUCAGUUGUUGUGAAAUUCUGAAUAAAUCCUAAUUCUUACCUCAGCCUCCAGAAACACGCUGAGGAGGUUUGGAGUGGUUUUUAGCUAGGAUAUAUUUUUCCAUGUAAUAUCAAACAUAUGUAGGACUGCUUUAAUAUGUUUGCACGAUAUCUCUAGAAUUAGAAACAUCCUGUCUCAGAGUGAUGCUGAAAAAUUACUUCCUGCCUUUUUACUUCUAGGCUAGACUGUUGCCAUUCAUAAUCCCUGAAAAGCCUUGAGUUGAUCUAAAAUGUUGCAGCACGAGUACUGACAGGGAACCAGAAAGAGAGCAUAUUUCUCCCAUUUUAGCGUCACUUCACUGACUCCCUGUUAAAUCCAGAAGCAAAAUGUUUCCAUCCAACUGUUGGCUAAAAAAUAAGAAUAAAUAUGUUUAACAAGGGAAUUGGUGAUGAUCAAAAUAAAAUUAAAAAAAACCUUUUUUUGUCAUUUUCGAACAUUUAAAAUGUGUAAAAUGCAAAUAAAAUAAACUUUAAUAAUUUUGCAGAUCAGCUGCUUUUCUUAAUCUCUAUUUUUUUGCCAUAUUCUCUGGAGUUAAGAGGAGAAAGCCAGCAUCCAAGGUCAUAUGGAGGUGUGUUUGUGCACAUGACAUGCUCUUGCACAUUUGUGAGGGCACCAGUAAUGCUUUACAAUAUAUAAAGUUGUUUUUAAUAACAUAUCCACCACCCACCAAUGUUCUUUGGACAAACUAGGUUUUCUUUCCUAUUUCAGUAAGAAAACCUAAACCUCAGUAUGCAUGCUAAGCAUUACUUAUGACAUACACUGACAGCUAUAGUCCUCCUGCAGGGGUCUGGGUUCAGUUCUCUCCCAGAUCAUUUCCUGUCAUUCACCCUCACCCUUUCUACACUUUGUUGUUAUUCUCUACACAUCAGAAUAAUAAUUAUAAUAAAAAAAUGUCCAUCCCAAUUGUUCUGAAAAAUAACUUUUCUCAAUGUCAACAAUUAAAACUUUGCAUAUUAACGAGUUUCAGCAUUGCUACCCAAUGCUACAAGUACAAUUUUAUGUAUGUGAGUAUCACAGUUGAGCACGCUCAAGCCUCAUUUUGUUUACUGCUGUCUUUCUUUCCUCCCUUGUGUAUCUAAAUGUAAAUGUCUCUCAACCUUGCUUCUCUUAACUUCACUCUUAUCUUGCAUGAAUGUUUUCGUCCUUUCUUCCUCCACAUUGUCACUGCCAUCAUAUCUCAUCUUUCUCUUUUUCCCUCUCUUCUCAACUCUGCCUGGCAGCAUCUGUUUUUGUUGAACAUAUUCAGCUGACCGUCUCCUUCCUUCAAUCUUAUUCUCCUGCUCUCGAGGCUAACUCAUAGAUUGCUCGUGUCAGUCUGCCGCAUUAACCUUUUCUUUUCCUGCAUGGCAUAUUAUUUCUUACCUGUGAUCGUAAGUCUUUUCGCCUGCACACGUUGGCUAUCAUCAGUGCCAAGAGGUCUGUUAGCAAUCUCAAUGAACAUCCUACACUUAGCUUUUGCUUUAACCUUUGAAUUGAACAGAUACACAAACACAUCAAGUAAAACCAGCCACAAAGAGUUCUUUCAGUGUCACAUCUGCCUUCAAAUUGUAAUCAAAGGCAAACAUUGGUUGUCUGAGACCCACACAAUGGCACGGACUGGUUGUUUAACCCAACCUGCAGAAUCUGCUGCUCAUCUUCAUCGCUCUCUUUUUUCUAGCUAUCCUUAGCCUUCCGAGAGAACAGACAAGACUUGUGGGUAUUGAUUAAAUGGCAACCUACUCUCCAGGUGGCUUUAUGGAGUCCUUUUGUUUACACUUGUAUAUGUGACAGAUAACAUAGUGUUGAAAUGUCAGAGAAAAAGUGCACUGAUUCAAGUGUAUGUUGCUGAGCCUGUACAGAGUUGUAUCUGUAUACAACUUGAAAUGACAUAUGCAUGCCGUCGUUGUCUGCAGCUGGAGUGAAUUCAUUUGCCUCCUCAUCGUCUUAAAUCUUACGUUAGCUGCAGCGGUGAAGAGGAGAGAGGAGGCAGCGGGGUCAGACUGGAGGCUCACAGGCUUUCCUCAGAGAGAGACCAUUUUUAGUUGCUUCAGGUUUACUGAUGUGUCAGAGACAAGACCACGGGAAUAGAUUUUCUCUCUUUUUUUUGUCUUAUAUGUGGGCUGGAGACAAGACUGCUUUGGGCAUGAGACUGAGUUUAGCUUGAAGUGAGAGAUGAAAUCCACCUGCCUGCUGUUGAGGAUAAGAGUCAUGUUUCUUCUGAUGGAGGAAGAGCAGGAGAACAGUUUCUGCUGCAUUUAAACGUUCACUGGUAUGUUUUUAAAAUUAGACUCGAUUUCAAAAUAACAUUUUUAACCAUUGCCUUGCAAACAACGUGUAAAACAAAACAUAAAACCCUGUUGUAACUUAUGAACCUAACAAGUCCACUGAAGACUUUGCGCUUGAUUGAUUAGGAAGCCAAUCCCACAUAGGAAGGAAAGCUCACGUAAUUGGGUGCACUUGUUUGCUGAGCUGGUAAGUAAUGCGUUUUCAGCUGCGCCUGACAUUUCAUUAAUUUUAUAUCAUCCUUUAAUGUUCCCAUUACUUUGUUUAAUGAUUCAAUAUGAUGACAUUCUCAUCUACUCGAGGUGAUUUAUGCCAGCUGCCGAUGUGACAUAUGCUUUGCUUUGCAUUUACUUCAAAAACGCAUCAAGAAUUCUGGAAACUACACUUAUUUAUUUCCCAGCAGAGUGUAGUUGGAAGCAUAUUAGCUUAGCUUAAACAGAGGCGAGCAGCUAGCCUUUCUCUGUCCAACGUUUUUAUAAGUUUAUAAAAUCUCUGUAUCAGCACUUCUGUGUUUUUAUGAACAGAAGCUUUUUAGGCACACCUGUUCAACUACUUGUUAAAGCAAAUAUCUAAUCAGCCAAUCACAAAGCAGCAACUCAGUGCAUCUGGGCACAUAGACAUAACCAAGGCAAUGUGCUGAAGUUCAAUCGCAGCAUCAGAAUAAGGAAGAAAGUUGGUUUAAUGGACUCUGAAUGUUGUUGGUGCCAGGCGG